This is a messenger RNA of Lytechinus variegatus (green sea urchin), 1251 nucleotides long. RefSeq names its product E3 ubiquitin-protein ligase MIB1-like. The transcript has 9 exons. Gene Ontology annotation, biological process: protein ubiquitination. The record is from RefSeq and is a predicted model, not a curated record. Gene Ontology annotation, cellular component: cytoplasm. Lineage: Eukaryota; Metazoa; Echinodermata; Echinoidea; Temnopleuroida; Toxopneustidae. The coding region runs from base 9 to 1235 and encodes 408 amino acids. Gene Ontology annotation, molecular function: ubiquitin-protein transferase activity; protein binding.
ACAGUGCCAUGAGGAUUUUGCUGUCCCGGCUGCCACGGCCAUGGAUUGUAGAUGAAAAGAAAGACGAUGGUUAUACCGCCCUCCAUCUUGCGGCUCUCAAUAACCAUGUAGAAGUUGCUGAACUCCUUGUCAACCAGGGUCGAGCUAAUCUAGAUAUUCAGAAUGUCAACCAGCAAUCGGCUCUUCAUUUGGCCGUUGAGCGUCAACACACACAGAUUGUCAGACUGCUGGUGCGAGCCGGGUCUAAGCUUGAUCUCCCGGACAAAGAUGGAGACACACCCCUCCACGAGGCGCUACGUCAUCACACCCUCUCGCAACUCAGACAACUGCAGGACAUGCAGGAUGUUGGCAAGCUCUUAAUGGGUCUAGGAACUCAGUCUGGUGACAAGAAGAGCAGUGCAUCCAUUGCGUGCUUCCUUGCGGCGAACGGAGCAGACCUGAACGUCAAGAACAAGAAGGGCCAGUCCCCGAUGGACCUGUGCCCGGAUCCAAACCUCUGCAGGGCGUUGGCCAAAUGUCACAAGGAGAAGCACAGCCAAUCCAACCUGUUAAUGGAUGGCACAGAUGGCGGCGAACAGGAAUCGUUGGAGGAAUGCAUGGUGUGUUCAGACAUGAAACGGGAUACGUUGUUCGGUCCGUGUGGACACAUUGCCACCUGCUCACUCUGCUCACCGAGGGUCAAGAAGUGUCUGAUCUGUAAAGAACCGGUCCAAUCCAGGACCAAGAUUGAGGAGUGUGUGGUGUGUUCAGACAAGAUGGCUUCCGUCUUAUUCCACCCUUGCAGUCACAUGUGUGCUUGUGAUGGUUGCGGAAGUUUGAUGAAGAAGUGUGUCCAGUGCCGUGCAGACAUUGAGAAGACUGUCCCGUUUGUGGUUUGCUGUGGAGGAAAGGCGCCACCUUCGUCACCUACAGCACCUUCUCCGCCAUCCAACGCUGCAGCUAGCAACACUACCGCCAACACUAACACCAACACCAAUCCAAGCACCGGGGGUGCCAACAUUGCGAUGUCAUCCAGUCAGAAGCCGGUCAAGAUGAACAAUACUAACCUGGAGGUCACCAAGCUCAAGCAGCAGCUACAGGACAUCAAAGAACAGACCGUUUGUCCUGUGUGCUUGGAUCGUAUCAAGAACAUGAUCUUCCUCUGCGGCCAUGGUACUUGCCAGCUCUGUGGUGACCGGAUGUCCGAGUGCCCGAUCUGUAGAAAACCUGUGGAAAAAAGAAUUCUACUCUAUUAAAAUCAACUGCAUGUGA